Dermatophagoides farinae (American house dust mite) is the source of this 5952-nucleotide messenger RNA. Lineage: Eukaryota; Metazoa; Arthropoda; Arachnida; Sarcoptiformes; Pyroglyphidae. The record is from RefSeq and is a predicted model, not a curated record.
UAUAAUCAAUCAAUAAAAAUGCAAUUAUUAUUCAUCGAUGGUUAUCCCCAUAAUUGGUGUACAAUGUGUACCAUAUAUCGUAAUCAUUUUGGCCUAGUGGCGCCCAUUCAAAUAUCUUUGAAGCGAAAAAACACACCAAACAAUAAUUUAGAUUUUGAUUCUGAAUUUGAAAAAGAUUCGAUCAUCAAUGUAAACAUCUUUGUUAUUAUCGUUAUGUUUGUACAUAUUGUCUACAAAAAUAUCAACAAUCAACUAGUCAACGGAAACGAAAUUCUAAUUUCAAUGAAACGAAUGAUUUAUUGAUGAAAACAUAUAGAAAAUGUCAAUUGUUGGAUGAUAUCAAUGAUUAUGGACAAAUGUUUUUAUCGUUUAUAUCGGCAACAACCGUUCGUAAUCAUAUUGAACAGAAACAUACGACAGCUGAAUUUAAAAAUGUCACAUUUAAAAGAUGGAUGUCUGUUGAUUCAUUGGAAUAUCAAUUACGUAAAUGUUAUAGUCAUUUUGGUUGGAAUUUCGAUGGUGAACUUGAUUCAUAUGAACAUGAAGACAUUAGACGUAUAUUGCAGACACAUAUGGUCAUAAAGAAAAAGAAGAAACCCUUCAUAAAAAUAAUGUCCGAAAAUAAAUCUGAAUGGAUACGAAAUCUGUAUAAACAUUAUACAGAAUGUCCAUUACCUAAAAUGCCGACAAUAUCAAUGAAUGAUCUAGAAGAAGUGUUGUAUUUUGUGAAUAAUUUGAUACAUGAAAAAAGAUUGCCGACAAAAAAUAAUGACCAAACGAUAUCAAAUGUAACGAAUGAUCAAUCCCUGGUUGCAACCACUGGGUCAUCCAGUGAACAAUGUAGACAACAAGAAUUAAUAACCACUCAAACGACUUCAACAAAAUGUAAAAAAAUUCUUGAAAAUUUGAAAAUUUAUAAUUCACAGAAAUUAGUGCUUUCAAGUUUGAUGAAAAAAACCGUUAAACAAAAAAUUCACACCAUGAUUCAGGCAAUAAAUUCACAAAUGUCAUCAAUACGUACCAGAUUAUCCAAUGAACAAAUGUCAAAUCUUUGUGUUCGUACAAUUAUUGAGAUAUAUAAAUGGAUGAGCCAAACAAUGGAGACAAAAUCCAUCGAAAGAAAUCAAUACGUGUUUAAAUUUGAUCCAAAUUUUAUGAUUGAAUUAAUAUUUGAAUUGAAAUUAAAAUUCGACCAACAACAUUCAGAAAUGCCAAAAAAAUGUAUUGAAGUGAUGAAUAUAAAUCAAAGCAUUGAUAGUGAAAAACCAGAACUUUUCAAUGACAAUUGUUCUGAUGAUAGUGGCAUUCAUCUUAGUCCUAAAUUCGAAAAACAAUUAAUUCAAUUGGCAAAGCCAUCAAAUAUUGAUCCAUUACAAUCAAGUUUGGUUAAAAAAACGAAAUCAACCAUAUUUGAUGAUAUGGAUGGAACUAAUGUGAAAACAUUCAGACAUUUUUCCAACAAUCAUAAAAGAAAAAAUCGAAUAUCUGAAUUCAUACAGCAGAUUGUAUUGGAUAACUAUUUCGAUUCAAUAAGACCAAUUGUUUAUAAUCAAAUCAAUCAAAUAUCAUCUGCUGCAAAUGAAUUGCAAGAUUUUAAAAGUGAAUUAAAUCAUAUGGGUAAAAAUGGCCAAAAUGAUCCAAUAAAUCAAUUAUUUGCUGAAAAUAAAGAAAUUCCAUGUACAUCAUUGGAUGAUGAAAAAAUGUUAACAUAUAUGAAACGAUUUUUACAUCUAAUCGAUAUAUAUGAUUGUUCAUUAGAACAAGAAUUGAAUGAAUGUGGUCCAGGUUGUUCGAUGGAUGAUGAACAUAGUAAUAUGAUGAAUCAAGAAGUUUGUGAUGCUGAUAUGAAUACAUUGUUUGCUAAAAAAUCUUACCAUCAUCGUCAUCAACAUAAUAAUGGUGAUAAUGAUGAUGAUGAUGAUGAUUUACGACCGAAAUCAGCACGAAAAUCAAGACCAAGAUCGCGAACAACGAAACCGACAAAACAACAAUCAAUUUCCUCUUAUAAUAAACAUUGUAACUAUGAUGAUGUUGAUGAUGAUCAUAAUCAAUGUAGCCAGGUUGACCAAAUCGACAUUAUAAAGGAGCAAUCCAGUAACAAUAGAUCUAGAUUGUUUAAUAAUGCUGAACGUAAACGCCAUAGCUACCAUCAUCAUAAUCGUCGAAAUCAUGUUAUCGAUAUCGGUACCGACCAUCAAUAUGAUCCAAUAUUCACAACAGCCAUUGAUGAUCAUUCGAUGGAUUCAUUUCGAAUAAAUCAUUCGACAGCGAAAAUCGGCAAAACAAAAACAUUAUUACAAUCGAAUACUUUAGUGGGAAAUCAACUAUCGAAAAUAUCAUCACGUUCAUCAACAUCAUCAUCAUCGACAUCCGAUUCUUCAUCAUCAUCAUCAGCGUCAUCAUCAGUGUCAUCUUCGUCAUCAGAAUCAUCAUCAAAUUCUUCAUCAAAAUCAUCAAAUUCUUCUUGUACUUCAUCAUCUUCAUCAUCAUCUUCAUCUUCAUCAUCGAAAACGACAUCAUCAUCAACCAGAUCAGAUAUUGGAAGUUGCUAUCUGCAGGAUAUUAGUCCUGAUCAGAUAAAUUCGGUAUUUGAUCCGGAAACAAGUUUAGCUUUAUGUUGUCUAAGACAGCUUAAGGAAGGUGAAUUAAACAACAACAACAACAACAACAACGACAGCAAUAAGAAAAAUAUGUCUACUUCAUCAUCUAAACAACAACGCGAACAAAAAGAAUCACCAUCACAAGGACAUAAUGUGUUGGCAGGUCGAUCUACAUUAUUAUCAUCGCCAUCACCACCAACGAAGGCGACAACGAUUCUCAAAAAGAUGACGGAAACAAAAUUUGAGAUCAUCGACCACUACAACGAUAAGGACAAAGACAAGGACGAACGUAUAGAUCAUUACCGGAAAAAACAUUUUGAUCAUGGUGGUCCAUCUCAUAUACCGUCAUCCCAGCAACCAACAAAACGACGACGAUUACUAUCAAACGAAUUAUUGGAAUCUACAUCAAAUAGUGAUGAAAUGAUUAAAUUUAAAAAAACUACAAAAUCUUUGGUUAUGGAUGAUGAUUAUGCAAACCCAAUGUCGAAUACGAAUAGUGUCUCAGAUGUCGAGAUUUUAACCCCAACAUCAAUAACAACAACAACAACAUCAAAAUUGCCAAGAUUGACUACCACAAUCGUAUCUGUGACUGAAGAUUGUAAUAAUGGAGAAUAUGUUGAGAAAUUGCAUUCAUCAUCUGAAACGGUUCGAAAAGAAAAUUUACCAACAUUCCCAUCGUCCAUGCCACAGUCCUCAAUUACAACGACGACGUCAACGACUGUAAAGAACAUCGACCACCAACAGAUGACCGAAAAAAAGGGGGUAAAUCCAUCCUCACUCCCAAUGCCACCACUACCACCUUCGUCGACAGUUUUGUCACCAUUGAAUGAUGAACAUCAGACGAAUUUGGUGGGAAUAAAUCGUAUACUAGAUGAAUGUGAAUCGAUUGAUAGUUCAAUCAUACAGCAACAUUUAUCUGUUGAAAAUGAAAAUGAAAAUUCGUCUACCUGUUGUAAUAACGAUUCAAAAACAUUUUGUUCACCAUCAACAACUGGUGCUUAUUCUGAAACUAACAAUAUUACCGAUGCCUUAUCUGAUUUAGAUAUUGAAAAUUUCGAUAAUCAAUUAUCUUCAAAUAUGUCAAGAAGAGCGAAUCAAAUUUCAUCAAAUAGAAAAAUGUUACAAUCAGAUUCAAAUAUCUAUAAAGAAAUGAGUAUUAAUGAACAAUCUUCAACAUCAAACAAUGAUUCAAGUCCAUCACAUUCUUCCACAAUAACUAAUAGUUCGAUUGAUUCGAACACAUAUGCUGAUAUUAACCAACAAUAUCAACAACAACAACUACAACAAACACCACCGCCACCACCACCACCACAACAACAACAACAACAACAACAACAACGACCACAACGACCACAACAAGAGGCACAGCAAAAUAUUUCAACAAUUCAACGACAAUAUCUUUUUCCCAAACGAUCUGCUAUGGAACAACAAGAAUCAUCUGCCAAUAAACGGAUUCGUAUGACCCCCAGUACUAGUAUUGGAAAUUCGAUAAUGAAAGAAAGAUUAGAUUCAAUAAUUGCUCCAUCACAACAACAACGACCUUUACCGCCCGUGGAAGAGGUAUUACAACGAAUUGGUCAUGAACAGCAAUCACAAUCUUCAUCAGUUAUGAUGGCAAAUUAUCCCAACCAAUCAUCAACAUAUAUGACGCCCAAUCAUAUGGCCGGUAAUCAUUAUUCAAUGCGAUCUAAUCAAUCAAUUGGAACAAAAAGUCAGAAUAAUCCAAUGAUUCGUGAGUUAUCACGUUUAUCACAUGUUCGACGACUCGAAACAUCUUCACGUGAAAUUCCAGUAUCAUCUUGGGAUACAUGGAAUUCUGGACAGGUUGAAUGUAACACUGCACAAUCUGAUUGGAACAAUCAACAACAACAACAACCAAUGUGUUUGACUAACAACAAUAAUAAUCCACAAAACACGACCGGCUACUAUUAUGGAAGUGGACAACAGCAAUCAGUUGCAAAUGUAAAUAAUAAUAAUAGUAUUGGAACCGGAAAUAUCUAUGGUUCAUCACCAUCAUCAUCAUCAUCAUCGAAUGCAGCAUUAACAGUAGCUAAUCAAUUACCGGUUUUUAAUACAACCGGUAAUAACCAAUAUUCGGAUCAAUAUCAACCGAGUCAAUAUUAUCAAUCACAACAUUCAAUGAUGGGUGGUGGCUAUCAACGUCAUCCAUUAUCAGCUAUGGUAGCUAAUAAUAGUCCUUCACUUGGUACGCCUUGGACGAAUACGAAUACAGCAAUGGCUCCGCCUUUACCUCCUCCUACUUUGAAUGAUACGAAUGUUAUCGGAUCAUUAUCAUCAACAUCUACAUAUGGUCAAUAUUCAUAUGGACAAUCGAUGACCAUAAAUGAUGUACAGAAUACGAAUUCAAUACAACAACCACAACAACCAAUUGCCAUGAACAUUCCUGUUUCCAAUACUAAUUCUGCGUCUAUAUCUGGGACUGCUGCCUGUGAUGAUAAUGUUGACGAUGAUGAUGAUGAAGAAGAAGAUGAUGAUGAUGAUCAUCAAGUUGAUCGUGAUAUAAUUGAAUAUAGUCAUAGUUUAUCUCGAGCAUUGAAUGCAGGUAAUGUGAUGGGAGGAUUGUCAAAUACAUCUCAGCAACAACAGCAACAGCAAAUGUUGAUGCAGCAACAACAACAAUUGGACGGUAAUUACAAUUCACAAUAUGAUCCGAGACAAUUUUCACAGCGGCAACCACUACCACAACAACAGUCAUCAUCAUCAUCAUCAUCAUCAUCAUCGUAUUAUCAACCAACAACAAGCUAUGAUAACAAUAAUAACAAUAGUGUGCAAUAUUGUUCAAUGAAUGAAAUUGUUCAACAAUUAUUCAGUAUUUGUGCAAAUUUUUCUUUACAAUUCACAUCAUUAAUUGAUAAUAUAAUAUAUCCAUCAUCAUCAACAACAACAACAAUCCAUAGACCGGAAUCAUUGACAAAUUUAUUGGAAAUGAACAUUAAUGCCGCAUAUCCAUUAUUAAUGAAUCAAUUACAAUCAAUGAGAUAAUCGCGGUGGCCAAUAAAAACAAAGAUUUAUUUACAAUUCAUCGAUCAAAACUCGCCAAUCAACAUUUAAGCCAAAAAAAAAUUCAAUUUUCAAUAUCUAGAUUUUUACCGGUGAAAAAAAAACAAAUCAAAUUAAUCCAAAAAAAAAAAUUUCUUCUCAUCCCAUAUCAUACCUAUUUGUCCAAAAAUUAUUUUUUCUCUCCAUUCCGGUGUCCCUUCAAAUAAGAAUGCACAGAACGAAUUCACCACCAGAGACAUUAAUUAAUAAAGUAACAGAAUCAUCAUCAUCGACAACGACAACGACAACAACAACCACGACAACAAUAACGGCGGCAGCACCAGCACCAGCA